AUGAAAGAAAUUAUAAUAAUUGAAACUUCCAAUGCCAAUAAAUUAAAGACUAUUCUCACUAAAAACCAUAUCGAACACCAAAUUAUUUAUAAUGAGACUUUAACCACUAAAAAACCUAGCAAAAAAGAUAAAUUACGGGAAUAUAUUGAAAUGAAAAGUAAAGAGGAUAUUUUUGCGGAUUAUGGUAAGGCUUUACAAGAUAAAGAAUUAGAAGCGGAAAACAAAAAGUUAGGAGAAAUUUAUCGUUAUGAGGUUCGCACUUUUGUUGAUAGUAAACAUGGUAAGGCUUUAAUCGACCAAAUCAAAACAGUGGAUAAAAAACGACUAAUUAAGAAAUUAGGACAAUUAACUGAAAAAGAAAUGGAUGCUAUUCACGAAAAACUAUUAGGAAUAUUUGAUUUAUGGGAAUACUUAAAGAAACGAAGUUCAGCGAUAAGCAAAAGAGAGUUAACUAGUGAAAGAAAAUCGCAAGGUAUAACCGAACCUAUUUUUCAUAAAAUUGUUGAAAUGAACCAUAAAAUUACUUUUGCCGAAGCGGAUGAAAACCCCGAAAAAGAUAAGCCAGUUAAAAAUAACCCAACUGAUAACCCUCCUAACUCUCUGCCCAAAAAACCAAUCAACAACCAAUUUCUACUUCAAUACUUUCAAAAAAACAGUAUCAAGUCAAUUAAGUUAGAAGAUCAAACCUUAAUCGUUGAAAAAAAUGAUAAUUCAAUUUCUGCUAGUCCUUUCGCUAAGUUCCCCGAACUAACAGGAUUAGUCCGCUAUUUAGAAAACCGGACUAAUAAAAAGGUUAGUCGCCAAGAAUUAGAAACAAAAAAUAAUUCUGAUAAUACCUCCCCUCACACUAAACCCCAAGAUAAUACUUGA
Funneliformis geosporum is the source of this 870-nucleotide messenger RNA. The record is from the annotation of a GenBank genome assembly. Lineage: Eukaryota; Fungi; Glomeromycota; Glomeromycetes; Glomerales; Glomeraceae.